Astyanax mexicanus (Mexican tetra) is the source of this 594-nucleotide messenger RNA. Its product is annotated as fucolectin. The transcript is spliced from 4 exons. The coding region runs from base 1 to 594 and encodes 197 amino acids. The record is from RefSeq and is a predicted model, not a curated record. Lineage: Eukaryota; Metazoa; Chordata; Actinopteri; Characiformes; Acestrorhamphidae.
AUGGGGGGCAACAAGUAUGCACUCCAGAGUGGAAGAGUGUCCAACCCCUCUCAAGGAGACUGGUUCCAGAGCCAGAGCCGUGCGUCGAGGAAAAUGGAUCAUCGUGUUUUUAUCCUGCUGGGAUUGAUUAUUCCAGCAGCUUCAUCUACACAGUACAAUAAUCUCGCUCUCUUGGGUAAAGCCACCCAAUCGUCCUUGGUUGGAUACCCCUAUUCAGCAUUCGGACAUGCCUACAACGCCAUAGACGGGAAUCCCAAUUCAAACUACCACGAUGGAUCCUGCAGCCACACCUCCACCCAGAAUAACCCCUGGUGGAGGGUGGACCUUCUGUACAAGUACAAAAUAACCUCCAUCACCAUCACCAACCGGGGGGACUGCUGUGCAAACAGGAUCAACGGAGCCGAGAUUCGCGUCGGGAACUCGCUAUACAACAACGGAAACAGUAACACACGGGUUGCAGUGGUUUCCUCCAUCCUUCCCGGCAAAUCCGUGACCUUCAAGCUCAGCAACAUCUCGGGACGUUACGUCAACGUGAUCUUACCCGGAUACAACCGGAUCCUGACGCUCUGUGAGGUCGAAGUUUACGGGUAUUAA